Messenger RNA from Histoplasma capsulatum G186AR, 2913 nucleotides. Its product is annotated as zinc finger transcription factor 1. Gene Ontology annotation, biological process: regulation of DNA-templated transcription; DNA-templated transcription. The transcript has a single exon. The record is from RefSeq and is a predicted model, not a curated record. Gene Ontology annotation, molecular function: DNA binding; DNA-binding transcription factor activity, RNA polymerase II-specific; zinc ion binding. Gene Ontology annotation, cellular component: nucleus. NCBI's taxonomy places the organism in Eukaryota, Fungi, Ascomycota, Eurotiomycetes, Onygenales, Ajellomycetaceae. The coding region runs from base 1 to 2913 and encodes 970 amino acids.
AUGGAGGACGGAGUGUGUUCCGAGAGCUCCAGCAGCUCUAGAGACCAGGUCGCGCAAGGAGUGCAGGAAGAUAUGGCGCGACAAAACAAGACUGCUACGAACACUGGCGACUUUAGGGAUUCUGGUGAAAGCUCCGUAUCAGCCAGGGGACAUGGAGACACAGAGAACCCUCGUCCAUGGAGCGAACUAAAAACUAAGGCGGGCAAGGAGCGCAAAAGACUCCCACUUGCUUGCAUCGCCUGUCGAAGAAAGAAAAUUCGCUGUUCAGGAGAGAAACCUGCCUGCAGACACUGUUACCGUUCUAGAACCCCUUGCGUAUAUAAAGUCACGACGCGAAAAGCCGCACCCCGCACGGAUUACAUGGCGAUGCUGGAUAGACGGUUGAAGAAGAUGGAGGAAAGAGUGAUCAAGAUCAUACCCAAAAAUGGCACCCGAGAUAUGGCCGCAAUUGGAAGAUCGGUCGUCAAGCCUCCUGCUCCAGGCCAGAUCUCUCGUGGAUCAAGGCCAGCCCACAGAAAGAGACCUGCAGAUGAGGCUUUCCGUGCUGAGCUUAAUCAGUGGAGACAACCCAACAAAGGUAACCCUACUUCAUGGCAGCCCCGGAUUGAAGAUGACAAUAAGCUUUUGAACGAGGGCGCGGAGUUUCUUCCCUCAACUGAGCUCCAAGAACAUCUCGCGGAAGUCUUCUUCGAUUGUGUGUACGGACAGUCCUAUCUCCUGCUACAUAAACCAAGUUUUAUGCGCAAAUUGAAAUCUGGAACUGUUCCGCCUGUUCUGAUGCUGGCCAUCUGCGCCGUUUCUGCUCGCUUCUCAACACACCCGCUCGUCAGUACUGAGCCGGCAUUUUUACGGGGAGAAAACUGGGCAAAUCCGGCCGCAGCUAUUGCGCUCAGCAGACAUGACGAGCCGAGCAUUACGAUGCUCACUGUAUUUAUCAUCUUGGGGCUCCAUGAAUUUGGCGCCUGUCAUGGAGGACGGAGUUGGUCGUUUGGAGGUCAAGCCUUUAGAAUGGCUUACGCUCUUCAGCUCCAUCGAGAACUUGACGAUGAUCCUCGGGGCAAUAGUGCGUCCGAAUUUAGUUUUACAGAUCGUGAGAUCCGACGGCGGACGAUGUGGGCGUGUGUACUGAUGGAUCGGUAUAAUUCCUCUGGCAGCCAGAGGCCACCUAUUGGCAACGAGAAGUUCCUACGCCUACAGCUCCCUAUCAAAGAGUCAUAUUUCCAAAUGGAAAUUCCAGGGCCCACAGAGGAUCUGGAAGGUAAGGUCCUUAACCCACUUCCCGAGGGCGUGGGCCAACUAUCUAAUCCGAAGGAAAAUAUGGGUGUGUCUGCAUAUACAAUUCGGGCGUUGAUGCUUUGGGGGAGGGCCGUAGAUUACCUUAACCUUGGUGGCAGGAACAGGGAUCCUCAUCCUCUCUGGUCUCCAAAGUCAGGCUACUCACAAUUGAAGAAGCAACUAGAAGACUUCUCAGCCUCGCUUCCUAAUUCUUUAGCCUUCAGUCUGGAGAACCUGCGCAACCACGCGGCGACAAAGAUCGCAAAUCAAUUCCUCUUCCUACAUAUAGUUAUUCACCAAAAUAUUCUCUUUUUAAAUCGAUUUGCCAUCCCCCUCUCGCCAGGGGCAAAGCCCCCAAAGGAUAUUCCUCGAACAUUUCUUAGCGAUGCUGGUCGUGCGGCUGUUGAAGCCGCAAACCACAUUUCUAUGUUGGUUAAUCAGGCGCCAGGCUAUAAUCUGACAGUUCCCUUCGCUGGUUAUUCUGCCUAUGCAGCCAGCACCGUACACAUCUGGGGGUUAUUUUCGAAGAAUCCUAGACUUGAAGCAACGUCGAAAGAAAACCUUCGCCACAGCUACGGAUACCUAAACAAAAUGAAGCGGUACUGGGGAAUGUUCCACUAUAUGGUGCAGAGCACCAAGGAUCGAUACCGCCUGUUUGCGGAUGCUUCCAUCAAAGGUGUGCAGGUCAGUUCCUCGGAGGAAGAGGAUGCUCCACUAUUUCAGUAUGGGGACUGGUUCGACAAGUACCCGUAUGGCCUUUCACGACGUCAUUACACGGAUCCGCCAUCUCGGCCUCUUGAUGCGGCGAUGGCGCAAAACUAUGGCCUUCAAAGCGCGGAAGACUUCUUUGCAAGUCUUUCACCGCCGUCACAUUCUGAUAACCCUCGCAAGGAACCAAGGAGACGGACAGGCUCAAGUACUGAACCACGGCAACCAGCUUUAAACUCUAUAAACUCUAAUAAUCAAUAUUCGUCACCUCAACAGCAACCACAAUCGUCAUCACAACCGCCAUCACAACCGCCUCCACAGUCACCUCCACAACAGCAACCACAGCCUCAACGCCAAUUGCAGCAGGUACUACAACAUGCCAUCGUGGAUGUGCCCAUAAACCCGACACGUCCCCCAGAUUUCAACCUUAAUACCCAUGCCAUGCUUCCUCCAGCCCAAGCUCCCAAUUUCUCUCAAUCAACCUACUUCCCCAUGAACCCUGACCAAUUACCGCAACUCGAUCGCCAAUUUGUGUAUGAUGCACAUACGGGCCAUGAUCCAACUUCAACCACGUCGACAUCCCCUCAAAUGCCCAAUCCAAUACCCGUAAACCCUCCAGCAAGAAUGAGCCCAACCCCAAAUGUGUCGACGCAACAAGGACCAAAUCUCUCCCCCACAGUAUGGAACUCUCAAUUUGACAUGUCAGGCGCGCCUGCCACCUGGUCAGGUGAAUUCGCACAGCCCGGUGCCUGGUUUUUGCCCUUCAAUCUGAACCCCGUUGGCCGAGGUCUAUUAGACAUGAAUGCCAAUCCAGUUACAAACGUGGAUACAACUGGGCCACGGGCACUUGGAAUACAAGCGUUGGCUAAUAAUCCAGGUCCAUACCCAUUGUCCAAUGUGAUGAUGGGUGCAUAUGGCCUUGGCGUCUGA